UAUAGAUAGGAAAAUGGCAAAAUUAAAAAAAAGAGCUUGGGAAAAUUUGCUUCCAGAGGGAGGUGUUUUCUUGAACCAGACACUGGUGGAAUCAGGAACCCAUUCUCUACCUGGAAUUUGGUACAGAGAUUCAGAGUCUUUGUCCAGGAAGAUACUUUGGUGUAGAAGAAUGAUACCCUUCCAACUCACCAUCUUCUUCAUGAUCAUCUAUGUGCUUGAGUCCUUGACAAUUAUUGUUCAGAGCAGCUUAAUUGUUGCAGUGCUGGGCAGAGAAUGGCUGCAAGUCAGAAAGCUGAUGCCCGUGGACAUGAUUCUCAUCAGCCUGGGCAUCUCUCGCUUUUGUCUACAGUGGGCAUCAAUGCAGAGUAAUUUUUGCUCCUAUUUUAACCUUAAUUUUGUACUUUGCAACUUAAAAAUUACCUGGGAAUUUUUUAAUAUCCUUACAUUCUGGUUAAACAGCUUGCUUGCCAUCUUCUACUGCAUCAAGAUCUCUUCUUUCACCCACCCCAUCUUUCUCUGGCUGAGGUGGAGAAUUCUGAAGUUGGUUCCCUGUCUAUUACUGGGUUCUCUGAUGAUUACUUGUGUGACAAUCAUCCCUUCAGCUAUUGGGUAUUACAUGCAUAUUCAGUUAUUCACCGUGGAGCAUCUACCCAGAAACAGCACUGAAACUGACAGACUUCAAAAGAUUCAUCAGUAUCUGUUCCAGUAUCAUAAAGAAGUCUCGUUGGUUGUUCCUUUUAUCCUGUUCCUGGUCUCCAACAUCUUGCUCAUGGCAUCACUGACCAAGCAGAUGCAACAUCAUACCGCUGGUCACUGCAACCCAAGCAUGAAAGCGUACUACACUGCCCUGAGGUCCCUUGCCAUCUUAUUUAUCAUGUUUGCCUCUUACUUUCUAACCAUACUUAUCAGCAUUAUAGGUACUCUAUUUGAUAGGAGUUGUUGGUUAUGGGUCUGGGAAGCUUUCAUCUAUGCUUUGAUCUCUAUGCAUUCCACUUUACUGAUGCUGAGCAGCCCUACAUUGAAAAGGUUUCUAAAGGGAAAGUGCUAGGCCUAGAGUUUGCCUGAGGCACAGGGUACAAGACUCCUGUGCAAUUGAUGUAAUUAGUACCAGUAGAGUAUUGCUCUUAUCAAUCAAUUCAUUGUGAAUCACCAUGAAUGCAGCCUCAUUCUCUUCCAUUUUCACAGCCGUCUGUUUCUAAAUAAUCAACCCUUUCUCUCUCCUUUUCCACUGCUUUUCUUUCCCUUUCAUAAUCCUGAGGUUGCUUCCAAAUUUCUCAAGACCACCCCAUCUUUCCUUCGUCUUUGCCAACUCUGGAAUCGUACACCUGGUAUAUUCUACACAAGACAGUCAAAAUCAUGGGGUCCACACAUUACUUUAACCUUCCCAUGACUGCCAGUUACUUCACACAUGAAUAUGAAUACCAUCCCACAAAAACGUAUUGUUUGUACCCUGAAUGCUUCACAUACUAAGCCCUCAGUUAACUUUCUUUAGUCAAGGGGCCACUCUCUCUCUCUCUCUUUCACUCUCUCCAUCUCUUUCUCUUUCUCUCUCCUCCGGCUUCUUCUGGACUUUUAUCUAAUGAUACAAAUUUUCUUAUUUGUUUUUCUUACAGAUAUCAUAUCUUUAUCUCUUUACAACUCAGGUCAAAAUUUAACUCCUUCUUCAUUUCCAUUCACCAAAACAUUAUACUCUUCCCCAGAAUAGCAGACAAUUUACCCAAUCCAGAUUCAAACUUAAUACUGCUCCAAAUAUUAACAAUUUAAUUGUGUCAACUAUAAAUGGUUUCCAUUGGCUCAAUUUUUGCCUCUCUAUUGUACUAUAAGUUGGAGUUAAUUUGACGGAACAUCUCCAUAUUGAGACAUAGUUGGUUUUUUUUCCCAUAUAAAAUCCAGAUGUCAGCUGGGAACCACUCUUACCUCAUAACAUCUGAAUGGCAUUGGCUUACAUUUUCUAUAAUAUUUUAUUCUGUCCAAAGCCAAAAUGAA
Molecule: messenger RNA, 1986 nt
Organism: Sapajus apella (tufted capuchin)
Lineage: Eukaryota; Metazoa; Chordata; Mammalia; Primates; Cebidae
Gene: TAS2R16
Product: taste 2 receptor member 16
Exons: 1
Coding region: 14-1048 (344 amino acids)
Biological process (GO): detection of chemical stimulus involved in sensory perception of bitter taste; G protein-coupled receptor signaling pathway; sensory perception of taste
Cellular component (GO): membrane
Molecular function (GO): bitter taste receptor activity; G protein-coupled receptor activity
Source: RefSeq, a predicted model, not a curated record